Triplophysa rosa is the source of this 1399-nucleotide messenger RNA. It is a transcript of the gene epgn, whose product is annotated as epithelial mitogen homolog (mouse). The coding region runs from base 99 to 572 and encodes 157 amino acids. Lineage: Eukaryota; Metazoa; Chordata; Actinopteri; Cypriniformes; Nemacheilidae. The record is from RefSeq and is a predicted model, not a curated record. Gene Ontology annotation, biological process: epidermal growth factor receptor signaling pathway; positive regulation of mitotic nuclear division; positive regulation of cell population proliferation. The transcript has 5 exons.
AGGAUGUACAAAGAUGGUACGUAUAUAUUGUGAGGAAAAAGCACUUUCAUCUGGAGAGCAGCAGACCAAGAAUCUCAAAAUCGAACCAAAGGCCCAUCAUGCCACGACAAGCGCUUCAAAGGUGUUUACAUCAUGCGGUAUUUGCAGUGAUUGUGGUCCUUGCUGCUUUCUGCAGAUCUGGACAUGCUAAGAUGACUUCAGAGGAUGUGUUUGUUUUAAACACAACACAGCUGGCUAAUAAUGAAAGUAAAGAGGAACCACAAGUUUUGGCUAUCCAAAAGCCCUGUGGCACCGAACAUGAAGGAUACUGUGUCAAUGGAGCAUGCACAUACUUAUCUGACUUGGACAUUCCCAUCUGCCGGUGUAACCAAAUGUACAGUGGUGUGCGCUGUGAACAUAUGCUUUUGGACAUCCAUAGUUUUUCCAGUCCUGAGGAGGUCAUUGGAAUUAGCUGUGGGGUCAUUUUAUUACUUGGAGCCCUCGUCGGGGUUAUAGUGUUCUGCUUUUUGAACAAAAGGUGCCGCAAGACAUCACCACCCUACAAGAACUAUGGCUCCGAGAACUCGGUGUAAUUUACUUAACUAAAAAGUGCUUUAAAAUAUAUACACUACAGUUCAAACAAUUAGGAUCACUUAUUCAUUCUUUAUUAAUAUAUUUUUUUAGAUUAUAGAAUAACAACAUAAACACAUAACUAGUUUCAAGAAAACUAAAACAAAUUAAAGCUAUGUUGUAUUUUAGUGUCUUUAGAGUAGCUGACAUUUGCCUUGAAUUUGCAGAAUUGGGAUUUUAUCAGCCAGUUUUUUCCAGGUCUCACCCUGAGAUGCUUUUCAAACAGUAUUGAAGUAGUAGAUCUGUGCUUGGCUCUUAUUGGUUGCCAACUGGUUCCCCAUUAUUUAGGCAAAUCAUCGAUUUCAAAAAACUUUUUUAAUCACAAGAUACAUUUCUGUCAAGUGAUCCUAAAUUUUGGAACGGUAGUGUAUUAAAAAAAAUGAAUGAAAUCGAUAGAAAACAAGUUAAAUUGUACCCUCUAGUGGACAGAUACAGAAUUGGCAAGAAUAAAACAUUGAGUUACACAUCAAAUUACAUGGUCCAUAUUUGGCAAAUUACGUAUUAAUGUAAUUUAAUAUGUAAUGUAAUUCUUAUAUGAAGUGAUACCACACAUACUGUUGAGCAUUGAUUUAUUUUUUAUUAUUUAAAAGUGGUUAAACGAAUAGCAAACAGUAUGUGUUGUUCAGCUUCAUUUUUCUUGUUUGUCCACCAGCUCCCUCUCUAGUGAAUGUAUGACGUGCACAUGGAUAUUUAUUGUAUAAACAGCAUGUUAAUGCUAAACUAUAAACGUGCUAAUGUAUAUGUAUCACAUGUUUAUUUAUUGCAUAAAAAAAUAAAGCAUUAAACAUAA